Messenger RNA from Entelurus aequoreus (snake pipefish), 1455 nucleotides. RefSeq names its product mitochondrial ribosomal protein L10 (gene mrpl10). NCBI's taxonomy places the organism in Eukaryota, Metazoa, Chordata, Actinopteri, Syngnathiformes, Syngnathidae. The record is from RefSeq and is a predicted model, not a curated record. Gene Ontology annotation, biological process: translation. The transcript is spliced from 6 exons. Gene Ontology annotation, cellular component: mitochondrial large ribosomal subunit. Gene Ontology annotation, molecular function: structural constituent of ribosome. The coding region runs from base 142 to 969 and encodes 275 amino acids.
GUAACUGCACCGCCGAGUUUACGUAAAAACAUUGAGUGCGUUUUGUAACCACUGUUGGAAUGUCAUUUGGUUAAUUAAACAUCGAAUUUUAUUUAAACGUUCGAUAAUAUCGAACAUGUAUUAAAAAACGUCCGCUAACGAAUGUGUUUAUAUAUUAUGGUGCGUUCACGACAUACCGUUCAAAAGAGAGUGGAUACAACGAAAGCAGACGACAUCCUGUCGAAGAUGGCGGCGACCUUGUGUGUGAAAUUACUACCCAAACAAGGAUGGCUCCCCCUGACUCAGAGUGUUCGACACGGCUCCAAAGCUGUGACCCGCCACAGGAAACCUAUGCACUUUUUGAAACAGAAGAUGUUGGCUGUCACAGAGUACAUCCCCCCGAAACCGGCUGCUCCACCGGACGCUUACCCGACCCAAGCCGCCGUGGUUGAGGAGAGCGCCUUUGUAAGGCUGCUGAAGAGGGACCUGCAGAAGGUCUUCCAGGAGUGCAAGAUGGUCGCUGUGGCCCAGAACAACGGCUGCAACGCAAACGACAUGAUAGUGCUCAAGAACAGACUGCAGAAACAUGACAUCCGUGUCAAGUUCUACUCCAACCAGGUGAUGCGCUCGUUUCUGAAUGAGAGCAUAUACAGCAACUUGGCUCAUCUCUUUAUCGGGCCCACGGUGCUGUUUGUCAGCAAAGAGCCCAAGGCCAAACAGAUGCUGGCGACCCUGCGUGUCAGCCCACAGAUGGUCCUACUCGGAGCGUGCAUAGACGACACGUUGCUGAGCGCGCAGGGCGUGCUGCGCUACUCCAAGUUGCCGUCGGUCAGCGUGGUCCAGGGCGAGCUGGUGGGCGGCCUGAGCUUGCUGGCAUCCCACACCGCCUCCUUGCUGCAGCGACACCCCGCCCACCUGACGGCGCUGCUGCAGCAGCACGUCGCGCAGCAGGGCGGAGACGCUCCUCCCAAAGCGGAGGAAGCCACGUGAGAGGAACUAAUCAGUGACUGACAAUAUGGACAUGUGCACAAGUGUGUUUGAAGGAACAUGCAGCCAGAAGGCUUUUGACACAAUCCUCAGUAAAAUCAUCUUUAUUUACAUGACGUGCUGAAACGUUAAUCAUGAUGCCGGUUUGCUCAAUCUAAUGAGUAGUCAUGUGCGAUACCACUGAUUUUCUUACUGAUCCCAAGUAAAAUUCAGACUGAUAUCGGCAAUACCAUUCCGAUACCGAUACUUUGUGCAAAUAUGCAAAACAUGUCUGCUAAAGUUUAAAAAGUUGUGUAUUUUCAAAUAAUAACAUAGCUGUCAAAAAGACAAAACUGUAAAAAUGUAAGAAAAAAAGAGCAAAAAAUCAGAAUGUAAUAAGAAAAAGUUAAACAUUUUAAAUGAAUGAUUAUAUACUUACUCACCUAUAACACAAAGUUUUGUCUUUAAAUAUAUAUCUAUAUAGUAUCUGGUUUUAGCUUCUUUUUUUUU